Messenger RNA from Mercenaria mercenaria, 991 nucleotides. Its product is annotated as cartilage acidic protein 1-like. The transcript has 6 exons. Bases 245 to 991 code for a protein of 248 amino acids. The record is from RefSeq and is a predicted model, not a curated record. NCBI's taxonomy places the organism in Eukaryota, Metazoa, Mollusca, Bivalvia, Venerida, Veneridae.
AUGUGUCAGCCAAUCGUUUAUUAAACGGACAUGAUAAUCAAGUGAUACGCAAAUCAGAUAUGCUGGAAUAUUUUCUUAUAAUGUAUACAAUUAUCGUCUUGACCACCAUUGUAUUUAUCUAAAAUAUGCAAUUUUAGAUGGGAAAGGAACUUACAAAGUUUUAUCAGCACAACAGAAGUAUAACGAGCGUCAAGGGUCAAGUCAACACGUGUUAUCAGAAAUUUCGCAGAUAAUUGGCUUAAAUAUGGAAAGAGAUGGUCGCGGGAUACUUGUUGGCCCGAUAUUAUCAAACGAAUACAGCAGUAAUAUCUUCAUAACGAACGACAAUAGUUACCACACUGGCAGUUAUGUGACCAGACAUGAUGGUAGAAAUGUCUUACUCAAGAACAAUGGUGAUGGAACUUUUCAGGAUGUUGCCACAGAGCUGGGUGUUGCAGAUAGGAAUUAUAAUGGGCGCGGUUCAGGAAUGCUGGACUUCAAUGCAGAUAGUAAAUUAGAUAUUGCAUUAACUAAUUGGCUUGGUCCGUCUAGAAUGUUUCAACAACAAGAUGACAACAACAGGAUGCAGUUUCAGGAAACUGAAGAAUCCCUAUUUAGUCAUUCAACGGCAUCAGCUGCACUACUGACUUGUGACUUUGAUAAUGAUGGCCAAGCAGAUAUACUAAAAUCAGGUGCUAACGGAGAUAUAAACUGGCCAAAAUACAACGGAAUAUUUACAAUUAUUUCUCGGAAAAAGUCAACAGAUGAGAAAAUAAAGAAAACAGAACUAGCGGAUGAUGAAAACUUUAAACGACUUAGAAUACGAGGAAUGGCUGUAGCAGAUCUCAAUGGAGAUGGAAUCCUUGAACUAUUUACUAAUGUCAAUCAUAGACCUUUCCGGAAAGACGAAGGCACUGAAAAUAGUGAGAAUGCUCUUCAAAGCACAAACAAAAGAACAAAUGAGAACUAUAUGGAUCCGCAUUUAAAUAGUUAUAACAAGCAAAUUCGAUGA